Molecule: messenger RNA, 927 nt
Organism: Maylandia zebra (zebra mbuna)
Lineage: Eukaryota; Metazoa; Chordata; Actinopteri; Cichliformes; Cichlidae
Source: RefSeq, a predicted model, not a curated record
GACGAUCACUCUGACAUGUGAGGUGCAGGAAGGAGGUGAAACCACUGAGUGGGAGUAUGGAUGGAGAGGACCCAGGACACCCCCACAGUGGACACACAAUAAUGAUGUGACAUUCAGAGUUUCUGAGUCCAGCAGUGGAGACUACAUGUGUAAGAGUCGACGCAGAGAUGACUCAUAUUCUUCAACAGAGUGGAGUGAAGCCUUCACAUUGUCAGCAUCAAAUAAACCAAAGGCCAAACUGAGAGCUGAUAACACAACUGUUCCAGUAGGGGGCAGUGUGACCCUGACCUGCUCUGUGAACCCAUCAUCAUCAUCUGGAUGGAAAUACUACUGGUACAGAGAUAAUACCACAGUGGAUGUUGUCCCCACAUCAAAUGGACAAAUCAGUGUCUCACAGGAAGGACUCUACAGGUGCAGAGGAGGAAGAGGAAACCCAGUUUACUACACAGAGGACAGCCAAGAAAUUCAGAUUAACACAACUGAAUUUUCAUCUCCUGUGUGGUUGAUGGUUGGACUGGUUUGUGGAGUCUCUCUCAUUAUUAUUCUCCUGCUCUUGUUGUAUCGCUGCAGACAGUCCAAGUGUGCAGAUAAACCCCCAGAUGUCAUUUACUCUAAUAUUGAACUGGAAAACUUUGGAAAUAAGUGGAAGCAUCAUAAACCAGAGCAGAGUGCUGUUUACUCUGAGGUGAAGACGGGAGCUGCAGAGGACAGUCUGAUGUAUGCUGAGGUCAAACAGCCCAAAAAAGAAAAAGCCAAGAAAAACAAAGGAAAAUCAAGUCCUGCAGCUGAUGCAGCAGUUUAUUCUGAAGUCACAUCAGGAAGCUCUCUCAGUCAGUGAGGAGAGCUGUAGCAGCAAAGCCAAGAAGAAGCUUUUUAUGAAGCCACUCUUGCUCCUCUGCUGCCCAAAUAUCAGACAUGCUCAGCUUU